UCAACAGACUAUGGAACCUCAUAUGAGAAACUUAAUGAAAAGGUUGGACCAAAAACCAUACUAAGCUACUUGUACGUGAGUCCGAAUAACAAACGGAAGGUAUGUCCUCAUACAUGUCUUACCAUGUACCAUAACAUAACCAUAUCUGUUUGUUGUCCUUAACCCUUACAAAAAACACGUCUUAUUUGCAGUUUCAUAUAAGAAAAGCGCAUUUUCACAUGUUGAGCUUAAAUUUCAGGGCAGGUCUCAUAGAUUAGACGUAACAUAGUAAAUGUAAAUCCGGGACACUCAAAUUAGUAUCAGAUGUUACGUUUGGUAAGGUUACAUAAGACAGAAGGUUACUUCAACCAAAAACAAAAGUAUGGUGGUUGGUCGGGGUGGAUGGGUAAGCGUAUAACGUUAAUUUCUAGGAACCCAAAGGUUGCGUGUUCAAAUCUCAUCACGGACAACUUUAGCAUUUUAGCUAAUUAGAAACUGUGUAACUACUUAAUACUUUUUAGCUACUCAAAACAACUUAGCAUGUUAGCCAACCCUUCCCCUAACCUUAACCCUUUAACCUAACUCCUAACCCUAACCUUAACUCUAACCUUAACCCCUAAACCCUAGCCUAGCUAACGUUAGACGCCUAGCUAACAGCAUUAGCAACAACAAAUUGGAAUUCAUAACUUAUCAUACGUUUUACAAUUUCGUAGCAUGUCAUACAUACCAUAGCAUACGGAACGUAACAUAUCAUACUAUUUCGAAUGUCCCGGAUUUACAUUUACUAUGUUACGUCUACCUCUGAGUCCAGGUUAACAUUUCACCUGUGACACCACCUGUAUUACAUUUAGAGUUCACAUGUUAACACCACCUUUUCUUGUGAGAAAAAAAAGAUGUUUUCACCUCAUGUGAAUUGCAGUUGCACAUUUCAAAUGUGCAGUUUCACAUGUAAGAAAACUACACGUGAAAAUCUAACAAAUUCACAUGUGGUGGUGAAAUAGCAGUUACAAAGCACACAUGUGAAACGUAUAAUAUCACGUGAAAUGUUGGGAAACCAUAUGUAUCUGAGUCAUGUGAAACUUCACACGUGUCUGAACACCACGUCUGACUCGCGUGUCUGUUUUUCCCAUGUUACAUUUUUCAUGUGAUUUGUUCUCGUGUAAAAUGUAUGUGCAAUGUCACACGUGUCCAAAAACCAUAUGUGUCUUACUCGUCAAAAUUUCACGUGCAAAUUUUUUAUUUUAUUUUCACGUGAUUUAUUUCAUGUGUUAUUUUUGUACGGGAAACUCUUAACAAUAGUAUAAUUAUCAAGUUGAAUCAUUACGGACAUGAAUGGAUAAUAAUAAUUAAUGCUAAAUGUUGUGAUUUAUAAAUCUCUCCUCUCGUCUCCUGACCUGUCCUCUCUCAUCUCAGAUCAUGUUACUGACUGACCUGGAGGUGGAGAGCAGCCUGCUCAUUAGCCUUGAUGAGGGUGCAUCCUAUCAGAGGUACCACUUAGCCUUCGACAUCAUCAGCCUCCUCUUCCACCCCGAGCAGGAGGACUGGAUCCUGGCUUACAGCCACGACCAAAAGGUAAAUUAUAACUGAGGAGUGAGGAGGGGGGAGAAAACACACACAACUUGAUUGAGGUAAGGGUCUUGUUAAUGCUAGUGAGUCUAUUGACCUUAUUGACAUUAACAAGAUGUUUACUUCAACUGUAGCUGUGUGCUCUACACUUCUGCCUGUUCUUUCAUUAGCAUCAUUGUCUCCCAGAGGGGAAAGCACCUCCCACCUCUUAGUAGCCGACACAUCAAUGUACUAUGUUCAGAGUAGUGGACUUCACUUCAAGAGACAUCUGUCACCCAAGCCAUGACAGCUCUGGCCAAAGUCUAGACAGCUCACCACAUGUUCUCCCAAACAGGCCACAUGGUCUGGCUUGAGAGUCCAAACUAGAGAUGUGUUAGUUAAUGUCCCAAACAGGAGACCUGAGACCACACUUAUUAUUCUCAAGGAGAACCCAACUGUUUGUUUUAUUCAACACAACAGAGAUCAAACUCUCCCCUCCCAUCCUGCUAUUGACUUGAUUAUGAGAGAGAGUGCAGUCAAAGGCUGAGAAGUAAGAUAAAUGGUGAGGUGGAGCGAUGAGAUGCUUUAUUGAGAGCCAUCAAUAUGGUUGAAAUGAAGAAGCUGGGGAGAAGUUAUCCCUGAGUUCACUCCAUAUCUUUCUGUUAAAAUAAAGAUGUGGUUGUUUUCCUCUCUGUAUGGUUUCCUUGUUCUGUUUCUAUUUUUAUAUUCAAUCAUUUAUUUGCUGUAUUUUACUGUGCAAUAGUAUUGACUGUUAUAGCAGGAUGGAUGACAUGUAUUUUGAGAGCUUGGAUAACAGCCCUACUCUACUGAAAGAGGGAGGUCAAUAGCAUAAUGCAAAGGGAUUAUACUGAUGGUUAAGUGUGUCAUUUUAUAAUGUAAAUUAGGGAACAAUCCUAUGGCGGUAGACAGGUACCACUGGGAGCCAAAACGAGCCUGUCAUAAUAAAAAAGUAUCUCUCUCUCUCUCUCUCUCUCUCUCUCUCUCUCUCUCUCUCUCUUCUCUCUCUCUCUCUCUCUCUCUCUCUCUCUCUCUCUCUCUCUCUCUCUCUCUCUCUCUCUCUCUCUCUUUCUGUCUCAAACAGUCACAAAGCAUUAAAUCAUUAACUCAAAUAUGAAGUACUCUUUUCAAGCCUUCUUUAAAGCUUCAACUGUACAGCACUCAUAACAUAAACAUUCAAACUAAGUGCUCUAAAGUGCAGUGCAAAACCAGAAAAAACAUGGCAAUAUAAUUGAAAUGUUGUAUGAGCCUCCAUGAGACUUACAUGACAGUCCCUAAAAUGGGGCAGAGAAUUCUCCAGGUCUGAUGUUUCCUUCGUUUGAACUCUUAGUUUGAACUCUGGAAUAAAAUGUUCUGCUUUCUCUUCAGAUUUUUUAAACUCUGGAAUGUUUUUUUCUUGCAGCUCUAUGUCUCUGUUGAAUUUGGAAGAAGAUGGCAGCUCGUGCAUGAGAGUGUAGUCCCCAACAGAUUUUACUGGUGAGAGUAAAAAUCUCUUUCUAUCAUCAUUGGACACAUACUUAAAGUCUCUGUAAUACAAUAUUCAUACAAAGUACCACACUUUCCUCUACAGAUAGCAUUUUGAACUGAUAGCCCAUCAGAAUUGACACAUUGAAUUUAAUCUCUUAAGAAGUACCUGCUAGUACCUGAGUUGAACUCAAUAGAUGGCAUAUAGUAGAUACAAUUAUGGUCCUGAUGAACAAAUGAAUAGUUGAAGUAGAUAUUCGUACACACUUUUGUUAAGGUCCAACAGUUGUGCUUAAGAAAUAAUGUAUUUAGUACUGGUCACUAAUCUACAUUAUUUGCCAGACAUACAGUAACUUAAUGCAGUAGUGCCUGUUGCCAGAUUAUGAUAAUAUGAAUGUGUUUUUACAAAACAUAAUAAUUUAUAUUUUACAAGGUAGCAAGGGAGAUCAAUACUUUUUGUGUGAUUAGGUAGCCUUUAACGUUUUGAUAAAUAACACCAUUAGGACAACAUCACCUCUUAAAGUGGAUGACUCAAUUAGAAUACCUUAAUUAGGUCAUAUUUCACAUUUACUAAUAACUUAUUUCACAAACAUUGUCACUUGGGAACAAAUUAUGAUAAAGUGCUUUUUAGCCCAAAACAGGAGCCAAAGAAAGAUGCAGUGGAAGCAAUGUACCAUCAAAUUAAAGCCAUUAUUGGCCUCUUGUGCUAAACAGUUGAUAUAUUUGCCCUAAGAUUUCCUGGUGGAGAUGAUACAACAGUAGAGCUGGAUGCAAUAUUGAGUGACACAUUAGCUUCUUAAUUAGUCAUAUGAUUAAUUAAUACUAGUUUGCAAUUACUUAUCAACCUGUGGUCACAAAUUUACAGUAUGUGUGUGUUGUGUAUGGAGGUACAGUAUACGUACAGGUUGUGUGUAUAGAUGGGUUGGUUGUUUAGCAACAAUACCGACACGUGCGCAUCUAGGGGGCAAAACGGUGUUGGCUUAGAUUGUUGAAAUGUUAAAACUAUAUUUAGUCUCCAAAUGUUUGUUGAAAACAUAAAUACAUUUGCACAAUGAGCACUUGUUGUCUCUCAAAUACAUCGUUACAGUUGUUGGUUAGCUAGCUAGCUAGCGGAUUUUAUCCAUGUUAGCAUUGAAAUGAAAUCACUCAAAACACCUCAAAACAAGACAUGGUAUCAAGAACAAGAUAAAACUAGCUGAAACGAGCCACCUACGAUUCCCCACAUGGCAGCUUUUUGUAUUGUUGCUAGCUAUCUGACCGUUCAGAAUCAUAACAAAGCACGGCUUCCAGCCCCAUCGAUGCACGUGCAUCAUUUCCGUGAUGUUGUCAGCCAACCCGUCUAUAGAUCUACAUUAUGCAAUAUUGUGCAAUAUUGCUGCUUUCAAUUCCAUGUAUCUGCUUUCCUUUUUAUAGUAUUGAUGAAAUAUAAGUGAUUUGACGUCUUUUGAUACAGUAUUGGUUAAUGUCGUUGAUCUCAUAUAGAGAGGACAAGGACACGUCAUGUGUUAUAGAGGUCACUGGUGAGUGACAGAGGGUCGGUGUGCCAAGAUAGAUUGGGGGCCACUUGUGCUAAUCUUAGAAGGAGUACGCGAUGGAAUUGCCUGGCUAGGGUGCCACAAGAUACCAUGUAUGGGGUUCCUAUUGCAGGAGAUAAGUGACACUCAAUGAUGGUUGGCAGCUGAUGGACAGAAGUAGCUCGGAAGGCAUUAUAUAAACUGAGAGAUUUGUCUAUGUAAUUCAUUCAGAUGACAAGAGGCUACGCACGUACCGCUUGUCAUUGAAUCCAGUACUGUAACCAUUAAAUUAUGACUGAAUCAACUCCCCAUAUCAGUGGUUGACUACUCUCUUGCAUCCUGAACUUCUCGAUACCAGAAACCCAUCAUAACAAUAAGAUGUAUUGGUUAACUUUAGACCGCUUGGGUUUAAAUAUCUAUUCCAUAUUUCAUUGUUGUUUUCAACUUCAAUGAUCAUGAUAUUAUUGUCAUCAAUUAUAAAAUUGUCCUCUCAGAGGAAAACAGAGGUGUAGGCCCUCUUCCCAAGCGUUUAUUAUCUGUUUUGUUUGUGGAAUGAAUAUUACAUUUAGGUAGGGCAUGCAUAUUUCAGCAAGGACAAAAUACAGUUAAUAUUUUCAGUUCAUUUACUCUUCAUAUAUUUUGCUGCUCCAUAUACUGCAGUUUAUGUUACAGUAGCCUCGACUUGGCAGAGUUACACCAUCAACCUGUUAACAAGCAACAUAGCUCACACAAUGCAGGCAUGUAGUCCAUACAUUCCAGAGUGAUAGAAGAACAUAUAAGGAGCCUGUUUAAGAACAUGGGGCUGCUGUUCUCCAAUAGAAGAGGAUGAAGUAUUUGACAGGAAGUCCAUUAAAAAAAGAUGGAGCAGAAAGACAAUUACAGAGUGCUGAGGGAAGCAGGAUGGGCCCUUUUUUAUUAUGUCUCAGACACUGACACAGUAUGGAAAGUGAGGAGAAACCCAUCUUCUUCCACACUUAGCUAGCUGCUAUUAAUGCAACAAGUGGUCACGCUUGUCGCUCUGCACUUAACCGCUGCCUCCCAGUCGUGGCUAUUUUGAAAGAGGAUGAAAUGGCUCUGAGGCACCUUCCCUCUGAAUUACCCCACAGGCCCAGUGAUUGAUGGGGCCAUGUUUGUGGGUGUCACAGAUUCUGCCGAGACUGCCCUUCCUUCUGGCUCGGGCAGGCUUCGGCGUUCGUCGUCACUGGAGUACUAGCUGCUGCCACUCUAUGUUAUAUGUUUCUAUGUUCAUUUGAUUGUUGUCUGUUGUUGCACACCUGUUCCCUAUUAUGUUAGUUUGUCUUCCCUAUUUAACCUGUUCACGUCCACUGUGUGGUGUGCGUGUUUAUUGGAUUGGACGAGUGUCAUUUUGUGAGCGGGAUUGCUCCUCCCUUGUUGUUGGAGGUUUACUUGUAUUUCUUUACUUCUCAGUAAAGUGGUUCUUCAUCUCAUUCUGUGUCCUGCGCUUGACUCUGGCCUACCGCAUUCCACCGACAUUCGUGAGAGUGGGAAAUGUUUGUUGUCGUUGUUAUAUUUUCAACAAGAAAGGGAUCAACAUUUCAAGCAGUUAGGUUCCCUAUUAUAAUUUCAUUUAAUCAAAAUAAACAUUGUCUUCCUUCAAAUGUCUUCCAACAUGACUCUCUAGAAAGCUAAUGUUUUAAUAGCGCGAUUGAACAGAGGGGUUGACAUUUGUAAAUGAGUAUCUCUGUUCUGAGUUCUGCUUUUGAUACAUUUCUCUUUCUCUCACUUUUUUUAUGACUUUGUGAAGCACUGUCACAGGAUCCUUUUGGAAUAGAAGAGAACAAACAGAAUGAUUAUUAAUGUUUCCCAUACAGUUUGACAUCAGCGUGCCUUUCUUGAUCUUUUUAAACAGAUUAUUUAUUUAAUCACAAGGCACACCUACAGUAUACUCUUCAAUGAACAUAUACAGUGGGGAGAACAAGUAUUUGGUACACUGCCGAUUUUGCAGGUUUUCCUACUUAUAAAGCAUGUAGAGGUCUGUAAUUUUUAUCAUAGGUACACUUCAACUGUGAGAGACGGAAUCUAAAACAAAAAUCCAGAAAAUCAAAUUGUAUGAUUUUUAAGUAAUUAAUUUGCAUUUUAUUGCAUGACAUAAGUAUUUGAUCACGUACCAACCAGUAAGAAUUCCGUCUCUCACAGACCUGUUAGUUUUUCUUUAAGAAGCCCUCCUGUUUUCCACUCAUUACCUGUUUUAACUGCACCUGUUUGAACUUGUUACCUGUAUAAAAGACACCUGUCCACACACUCAAUCAAACAGACUCCAACCUCUCUACAAUGGCCAAGACCAGAGAGCUGUGUAAGGACAUCAGUGAUAAAAUUGUAGACCUGCACAAGGCUGGGAUGGGCUACAGCACUAUAGGCAAGCAGCUUGGUGAGAAGGCAACAACUGUUGGCGCAAUUAUUAGAAAAUGGAAGAAGUUCAAGAUGACGGUCAAUCACCCUCGGUCUGGGGUUCCAUGCAAGAUCUCACCUCGUGGGGCAUCAAUGAUCAUGAGGAAGGUGAGGGAUCAGCCCAGAACUACACGGCAGGACCUGGUCAAUGACCUGAAGAGAGCUGGGACCACAGUCUCAAAGAAAACCAUUAGUAACACACUACGCCGUCAUGGAUUAAAAUCCUGCAGCGCACGCAAAGUCCCCCUGCUCAAGCCAGCGCAUGUCCACGCCCGUCUGAAGUUUGCCAAUGACGAUCUGGAUGAUCCAGAGGAGGAAUGGGAGAAGGUCAUGUGGUCUGAUGAGACAAAAAUAGAGCUUUUUGGUCUAAACUACACUCGCCGUGUUUGGAGGAAGAAGAAGGAUGAGUACAACCCCAAGAACACCAUCCCAACCGUGAAGCAUGGAGGUGGAAACAUCAUUCUUUGGGGAUGCUUUUCUGCAAAGGGGACAGGACGACUGCACCGUAUUGAGGGGAGGAUGGAUGGGGCCAUGUAUCGCGAGAUCUUGGCCAACAACCUCCUUCCCUCAGUAAGAGCAUUGAAGAUGGGUCGUGGCUAUGUCUUCCAGCAUGACAACGACCCGAAACACACAGCCAGGGCAACUAAGGAGUGGCUCCGUAAGAAGCAUCUCAAGGUCCUGGAGUGGCCUAGCCAGUCUCCAGACCUGAACCCAAUAGAAAAUCUUUGGAGGGAGCUGAAAGUCCGUAUUGCCCAGCGACAGCCCCGAAACCUGAAGGAUCUGGAGAAGGUCUAUAUGGAGGAGUGGGCCAAAAUCCCUGCUGCAAUGUGUGCAAACCUGGUCAAGACCUACAGGAAACGUAUGAUCGCUGUAAUUGCAAACAAAGGUUUCUGUACCAAAUAUUAAGUUCUGCUUUUCUGAUGUAUCAAAUACUUAUGUCAUGCAAUAAAAUGCAAAUUAAUUACUUAAAAAUCAUACAAUGUGAUUUUCUGGAUGUUUGUUUUAGAUUCCGUCUCUCACAGUUGAAGUGUACCUUUGAUUAAAAAUUACAGACCUCUACAUGCUUUGUAAGUAGGAAAACCUGCAAAAUCGGCAGCGUAUCAAAUACUUGUUCUCCCCACUGUAUCUGGGUAAUGAGCUAAAUGCACACAUCAUUGCUGAAAAUGUUCAAAUCAUGAAUUGAUUGAUACUACUAUAAAUCCAUACAUAUUUACCAUAUGAUGCACAUAUUAUAAUUGGAUAAAUGUUUUUCUAUGUUCCUCAGUUGUCUCUCCUUUCCCCACAGGUCAAAAUUGGGUUUGGACAAAGAGCCAGGAAUGAUUCACUUGGAGACCAGUGUUUCUGACAGACGUGAGUCAUCAUCACAUCUAGGACAUCAUCUUUAAGGACUUUAUUAUAGGGACACUUGGGAUCAUUUACACACACAAGUGACAUCUUCCAUCUGCUAAACAGCCUUUAAAGCAGGGUUCUGCAACUGGCAGCCCAUGGGCCAAAUUUGUCCCGCGGGUGGACUCAAAUAUCACAUGAAUACACAUUAAACAUGACAAAAUGUGUAGAAUUGAAGGAAAUAAGCUUUAAACCUGAAUAAUUAUCUCCACCAACAAGAGGGGUGUGAACUGUUUGUGUCAUGAACAUUGCUUGUGCCCAUAAAAAUAGACAUGGCCCGUGCGCGCAGGGGGGGGGUGGGGGGUGUGGGAUGUUCCCUAAUGCUGGAAAGGGGGCCCGAGUGAAAAAGUUUGGGAAACCCUGAUCAAAGGGGCAAUUGGUCUGACUAGGCUCUUAAGUUGGACGGAGUGUUGAGAUUGUCUGUUCCAUAAGGGCCCCAGUGUUAAUGUCUUGUCCCUGAGGAGAAUGGCUCAUUUGGCUGUAGCUAACACGCAGGGACACUCAUUCCAUCUCUGUUAAUAGUGGAAAUAGAAAUUGGCUUCCUUGCUUUUCUGCUUUCCACUAUCAAUGUAGUUAAUGCUAGACUCGAUUAAAUUGUCCCGAAGCACUUAUUUUCGCCUCGUACAUUGCAUAAAUUAUUUAACGUCUGUUAUAGGGUCCCAGUAUAUAACGUGUAAGCUGCAGAACUGCUCAGAGGCCAACAAAGGCAGGCCUUUCCCUGGAUUUAUCAGCCCUGAUUCCCUGGUGGUUCAGGACCAGUAUGUUUUCAUUCAGGUGGGAAUUUUGAAUGUUUCUGUCAUAAUACAAAUGCACUAAAACUGCUGUGUGAAAAACUUGUAAGUAUUAAUGACAAUAAACCAAGAGAGAAUGGUAUAAAACCAUACAAAUAACACUAUUACAUCAUUAGUCUGUCAGACCAAUUUAGAGUGAUUUACCGCAAAAUGAACUGCUCUAAAUGAAAUACACAUAAUUGGAUUUCUCUAGGUACCAAUGGGUGGCCGGCCUGUCCAUUAUGUGUCUUACAAAAGAAAUACCUUCUUCCCCAUGAAGCUACCUAAGUACAUAUUGCCAAAGGUGGGUUGGAAAUAUUACCUUGAGAUUAAAAUACUUUAGUAUUACUACUAUCAUGUUAUAAAUCCAGUGAAAAUCUGUUUCUUACCCUUUUGAACUGUUUUGAUAUUAUAACACUAAUGAAAAAUAUAUGUUCUUGCUUUUCCUGCUUUCCCAGGGCAAGCUUUAAUGAAAUAAACAUAAAAAGAUGGAAUAGAAAGUAUAUAUAUAUAUAUAUAUAUAUAUAUAUAUAUAUAUAUAUAUAUAUAUAUACAUAUAGUACCAGUCAAAAGUUUGGACACACCUACUCAUUCAAUGGUUUUUCUUUAGUUUUACUAGUUUUACUACAUCAAAACUAUGAAAUAACACAUAUGGAAUCAUGUAGUAACCAAAGAAGUGAUAAACAAAUCAAAAUAAAUUGUAUAUUUGAGAUUCUUUAAAUAGCCACCCUUUGCCUUGAUGACAGCUUUGCACACUUUUGGCAUUCUCUCAACCAGCUUCACCUGGAAUGCUUUUCCAACAGUCUUGAAGUUCCCACAUAUGCUGAGCAUUUGUUGGCUGCUUUUCCUUCACUCUGCGGUCCGACUCAUCACAAAACAUCUCGAUUUGGUUGAGGUCGGGGGAUUGUGGAGGCCAGGUCAUCUGAUGCAGCACUCCAUCACUCUCCUUCUUGGUAAAAUAGCCCUUACACAGCCUGGAGGUGUGUUGGGUCAUUGUCCUGUUGAAAAACAAAUGAUAGUCCCACUAAGCCCAAACCAGAUUGAAUGGCGUAUCGCUGCAGAAUGCUGUGGUAGCCAUGAUUGUUAAGUGUGCCUUGAAUUCUAAAUAAAUCACAGACAGUGUCACCAGCAAAGCAACACCAUAACAUCUCCUCCUCCAUGCUUUAAGGUGGGAAAUACACAUGCGGAAAUCAUCUGUUCACCCACACCGCAUCUCACAAAGACAUGGUGGUUGAAACCAAACAUCUCCAAUUUGGACUCCAGACCAAAGGACACAUUUCCACCGGUCUAAUGUCCAUUGCUUGUGUUUCUUGGCCCAAGCAAGUCUCUUCUUCUUCUUAUUGGUGUCCUUUAGUAGUGUUUUUUUUGCAGCAAUUCGACCAUGAAGGCCUGAUUCACACAGUCUCCCCUGAACAGUUGAUGUUGAGAUGUGUCUGUUACUUGAACUCUGUGAAGCAUUUAUUUGGGCUGCAAUUUCUGAGGCUGGUAAAUCUAAUGAACUUAUCCUCUGCAGCAAAGGUAACUCUUGGUCUUCCAUUCCUGUGGCGGUCCUCAUGAGAGCCAGUUUCAUCAUAGCGCUUGAUGGUUUUUGUGAAUGCACUUGAAGAAACUUUCUUGAAAUGUUCCGUAUUGACUGACCUUCAUGUCUUACAGUAAUGAUGGACUGUCAUUUCUCUUUGCUUAUUUUAGCUGUUCUUGCCAUAAUAUGGACUUGGUCUUUUACCAAAUAGGGCUAUCUUCUGUAUAACCCCCCUACCUGUCACAACACAACUGAUUGGCUCAAACACAUUAAGAAGGAAAUAUAUUCCACAAAUUAACUUUUAAUUAACAAGGCACAGCUGUAAUAAAGGGAAUUAUAUGUUUUUAAAGGAUAUGUAUAUGUGUAUGUAUGUGUGUAUAUGUAUUUAUGUAUAUGUAUGUGUAUGUGUAUGUAUAUAUACAGUGAGGGAAAAAAGUAUUUGAUCCCCUGCUGAUUUUGUAAGUUUGCUCACUGACAAAGACAUGAUCUGGGGGGUAGAAGGAUUACUUUAUCCUAUCCCAGGUAUUCCUUAAAGAGGUGGGGUUUCAAAUGUCUCCGGAAGGUGGUGAGUGACUCCGCUGUCCUGGCGUCGUGAGGGAGCUUGUUCCACCAUUGGGGUGCCAGAGCAGCGAACAGUUUUGACUGGGCUGAGCGGGAACUGUGCUUCCGCAGAGGAAGGGGAGCCAGCAGGCCAGAGGUGGAUGAACGCAAUGCCCUCGUUUGGGUGUAGGGACUGAUCAGAGCCUGAAGGUACGGAGGUGCCGUUCCCCUCACAGCUCCAUAGGCAAGCACCAUGGUCUUGUAACAGAUGCGAGCUUCAACUGGAAGCCAGUGGAGUGUGCGGAGGAGCGGGGUGACGUGAGAGAACUUGGGAAGGUUGAACACCAGACGGGCUGUGGAAUUCUGGAUGAGUUGUAGGGGUUUAAUGGCACAGGCAGGGAGCCCAGCCAACAGCGAGUUGCAGUAAUCCAGACGGGAGAUGACAAGUGCCUGGAUUAGGACCUGUGCCGCUUCCUGUGUAAGGCAGGGUCGUACUCUCCGAAUGUUGUAGAGCAUGAACCUACAGGAUCGGGUCACCGCCUUGAUGUUAGCGGAGAACGACAGGGUGUUGUUCAGGGUCACGCCAAGGCUCUUCGCACUCUGGGAGGAGGACACAACGGAGAUGUCAACCGUGAUGGCGAGAUCAUGGAACGGGCAGUCCUUCCCCGGGAGGAAGAACAGCUCCGUCUUGCCAAGGUUCAGCUUGAGGUGGUGAUCCGUCAUCCAUACUGAUAUGUCUGCCAGACAUGCAGAGAUGCGAUUCGCCACCUGGUUAUCAGAAGGGGGAAAGGAGAAGAUUAGUUGUGUGUCGUCUGCGUAGCAAUGAUAGGAGAGGCCAUGUGAGGAUAUGACAGAGCCAAGUGACUUGGUGUAUAGCGAGAAUAGGAGAGGGCCUAGAACUGAGCCCUGGGGGACACCAGUGGUGAGAGCACGUGGUGCGGAGACAGCUUCUCGCCACGUCACUUGGAAGGAGCGACCGGUCAGGUAGGACGCAAUCCAAGAGUGAGCCGUGCCGGAGAUGCCCAGCUCGGAGAGGGUAGAGAGGAGGAUUUGAUGGUUCACAGUAUCAAAGGCAGCAGACAGGUCUAGAAGGACAAGAGCAGAGGAGAGAGAGUUAGCUUUAGCAGUGCGGAGAGCCUCCGUGACACAGAGAAGAGCAGCCUCAGUUGAAUGACCAGUCUUGAAACCUGACUGGUUUGGAUCAAGAAGGUCAUUCUGAGAGAGAUAGCAAGAGAGUUGGCUAAAGACGGCACGCUCAAUAGUUUUGGAAAGAAAAGAAAGAAGGGAUACUGGUCUGUUGUUGUUGACAUCAGAGGGAUCGAGUGUUGGUUUUUUGAGAAGGGGUGCAACUCUCACUCUCUUGAAGACGGAAGGGACAUAGCCAGCGGUCAAGGAUGAGUUGAUCAGCGAGGUGAGGUAGGGGAGAAGGUCACCGGAGAUGGUCUGGAGAAGAGAGGAGGGGAUAGGGUCAAGCGGGCAGGUUGUUGGGCGGCCUGCAGUCACAAGUCGCAAGAUUUUAUCUGGAGAGAGAGGGGAGAAAGAAGUCAAAGCAUAGGGUAGGGCAGUGUGAGCAGGACCAGCAGUGUCAUUUGACUUAACAAACGAGGAUCGGAUGUCGUCAACCUUCUUUUCAAAGUGGUUGACGAAGUCAUCCACAGAGAGGGAGGGGGGGGGGGGGGGGUAGGAGGAUUCAGCAGGGAGGAGAAUGUGGCAAAGAGCUUCCUAGGGUUAGAGGCAGAUGCUUGGAAUUUAGAGUGGUAGAAAGUGGCCUUAGCAGCAGAAACAGAUGAAUAAAAUGUAGAGAGGAGGGAGUGAAAAGAUGCCAGGUCCGCAGGGAGUCUAGUUUUCUUCCAUUUCCGCUCAGCUGCCCGGAGCUCUGUUCUGUGAGCUCGCAAUGAGUCAUCAAGCCACGGAGCUGGAGGGGAGGACCGAGCCGGCCGGGAGGAUAGGGGACAUAGAGAGUCAAAGGAUGCAGAAAGGGAGGAGAGGAGUGUUGAGGAGGCAGAAUCAGGAGAUUGGAGGGAGAAGGAUUGAGCAGAGGGAAGAGAUGAUAGGAUGGAAGAGGAGAGAGUAGCGGGAGAGAGAGAGCGAAGGUUGCGGCGGCGCAUUACCAUCGGUGUAGGGGCAGAGUGAGUAGUGUUGGAGGAGAGCGAAAGAGAAAAGGAUACAAAGUAGUGGUCGGAGACAUGGAGGGGAGUUGCAGUGAGAUUAGUAGAAGAACAGCAUCUAGAAAAGAUGAGGUCAAGCGUAUUGCCUGCCUUGUGAGUAGGGGGGGACGGUGAGAGGGUGAGGUCAAAAGAGGAGAGGAGUGGAAAGAAGGAGGCAGAGAGAAAUGAGUCAAAUGUAGACGUAGGGAGGUUGAAAUCCCCCAGAACUGUGAGGGGUGAGCCAUCCUCAGGAAAGGAACUUAUCAAGGCGUCAAGCUCAUUGAUGAACUCUCCAAGGGAACCUGGAGGGCGAUAGAUGACAAGGAUAUUAAGCUUAAAUGGGCUAGUGACAGUGACAGCAUGGAAUUCAAAUGAGGAGAUAGACAGAUGGGUUAGGGGAAAAAUUGAGAAUGUCCACUUGGGAGAGAUGAGGAUUCCUGUGCCACCACCCCGCUGACCAGAUGCUCUCGGGGUAUGCGAGAACACAUGGUCAGACGAGGAGAGAGCAGUAGGAGGAAGCAGUGUUUUCAGCGGUAAUCCAUGUUUCCGUCAGCGCCAAGAAGUCGAGGGACUGGAGGGUAGCAUAGGCUGGGAUGAACUCUGCCUUGUUGGCAGCAGAACGGCAGUUCCAGAGGCUGCCUGAGACCUGGAACUCCAGGUGGGUGGUGCGUGCAGGGUCCACCAGGUUAGAGAGGCAGCAGCCACGCGGUGUGAGGUGUUUGUGUAGCCUGUGCGGAGAGGAGAGAACAGGGAUAGGCAGAGGCAUAGUUGACAGGCUGCAGCAAAUGGCUACAAUAAUGCAGAGGAGAUUGGAAUGAAAUGAACUAAACAUCUGGGAAAGGAGAGAGCGGGGCCUCCCUCACCACAACUCCCAAAUAUAACUCUCCCAACUUCCACCUCAGAAACUAUAAUUGUUUCACUGAAACACCCGAAUAUAACUCUCCCAACUUCCACUUUAGAAAUUAUAAUUGUUGUAAACUACAGCGGUUCAAUGUUUCUAGGAAUAGACUCUAACUUACUUUAUUCAGCUAGCUAACUUGGUACAGUAUUCUUCCAUGAAAACCGCCCAGGGCACCGUAUCCUAUGACGCCAUAGCUAACUAGCAUGCUAGCAUCCAAUAACACACGGUUUAGCACCAAUACUUGGUUACAACAAACUACCAAUAGUGUGUUAACACACUAAACAGAUCAUUCGUGUCCGUGUCUAGUUCCUUUCAUAACGCAGCAAUAAUUAAACGUUGGCUAGCUAGCACAAAGUCAGUCAUGCUAGCUACACAAGUGGACUACACAUCUCGAAUGCUACACAAGUGGACUACACAUCUCGAAUGUUCAGAAAGGGAAGCUUCUAAAGCCAUGACAUCAUUUUCUGGAAUUUUCCAAGCAGUUUAAAGGCACAGUCAACUUCGUGUAUGUAAACUUCUGACCCACUGGAAUUGUGAAACAGUGAAUUAUUAGUGAAAUAAUCUGUCUGUAAACAAUUGUUGGAAAAAUUACUUCUGUCAUGCACAAAGUAGAUGUCCUAAUGACUGCAACCUAAGUGCAUGUAAACUUCCGACUUCAACUGUAUAUAUAUAUAUAUAUAUAUAUAUAUAUAUAUAUAUAUAUAUAUAUAUAUAUAUAUAUAUAUAUAUAUUUGCGAGAGAAGAAAAAAACAUAUGGGGGAUUGGAAGUGAUGCAGACAAUUACAUUGAUGGAAGUUACAAUCUAUCUGCAAUAUAAAAAAUUAAAAAAAGAUACAAAAAUGUCACGAUCGUUAUUAGAUGGGACGAACCAAGAUCCCACAAACUAACUGGUGCCAACAGGCUGCCUAAGUAUGGUCCCCAAUCAGAGACAACGAGCUACAGCUGCCUCUGAUUGGGAACCACCCUGGCCAACAUAGAACUAAACGAUCUAGAACAAAAAACAUAGAAAACUAAACAUAGAAAAUCCACACCCUGGCUCAACAUUUCAGUCCCCAGAGCCAGGGCGUGACAAAAAAGAAACAAGUUACACCUGUUAAUUGAAAUACAUUCCAGGUGACUACCUCAUGAAGCUGGUUGAGAGAAUGCCAAGAGUGUGCAAAGCUGUCAUCAAUGCAAAGGGUGGCUAUUUGAAAAAUCUCAAAUAUAAAAUAUAUUUUGAUUUGUUUAACACUUUUUUCGUUACUACAUGAUUCCAUAUGUGUUAGUUCAUAGUUUUGAUGUCUUCACUAUUAUUUUACAAUGUAGAAAAUAGUAAAAAUAAAGAAAAACCCUUGAAUGAGUAGGUGUUCAAAAAUGUUUGACCGGUAUUGUAUCUCUGGGUCUUCCUUUCAUGUGGAGGUCCUCAUGAGAGCCAGUUUCAUCAUAGCGCUUGAUGGUUUUUUGCGACUGCACUUGAAGAAACUUUGAAAGGUCUUGAACUUUUCUGGAUAAACUGAUCUUCAUGUCUUAAAGUAAUGAUGGACUGUCGUUUCUCUUUGCUUAUUUGAGCUGUUCUUGCCAUAAUAUGGACUUGGUCUUUUACCAAAUAAGUAUAUCUUCUGAAUACCACCAUUACCUUGUCACAACACAACUGACUACCUCAUGAAGCUGGUUGAGAGAAUGCCAAGAGUGUGCAAAGCUGUCAUCAAGGCAAAGGGUGGCUACACUUUUUUGGUUACUACAUGAUUCCAUAUGUGUUAUUUCAUAGUUUUGAUGUCUUCACUAUUAUUCUACAAUGUAGAAAAUAGUAAAAAUAAAGAAAAGGUAGGUGUGUCCAAACUUUUGACUGGUACUGUAUGUAUAUACAUAUUAUAUAUACAUAUUAAAGGAAAUAUUUCAAGAAUGUAUUAAACCUUCCACAUAGGAAUCCCAACACAGAACUGAUGUACAAACAUCAUACUAACAGUAGAAUAGUUGUACCGUUGUUUACAGAAUUACCCCACUGGAUACAGAAAUCAGUUCAACAUCUAGUUUUGAUUGACAGUUUAUUUAGUUGUCAACUAAUGAAAAUUGAAUGUGAAAUCAAAAGAAAUGACAUACGAUGUCAUUGGAUAUAGGUUAAAAGUUGGGUAAAAAUAAAAGUCUAACAUUUCCCAAAUUGAUUUACUUUGAUGACUUUUUGUAAAUCCUCCAAUCAGUUUUCCACGUUGGUUCAACACCAUCACAUUGAUAAAAAAAAUUAUGAUAUGGAAAAAACGUUUAUUCAACCAGUUUGUGCCCAGUGGGACCACUGGUUUUGUAUUGGAUUAUAUUGUAUGGCAUGGUAUCCUAACUCAUUAUUCCUUUUCCAGGACUUGCAGAUAAUCAGCAUUGAUGAUAACCAGGUGGUAGCAGCAGUGCAGGACUGGCACCAGAAUGACUCCUACAACCUGUACAUGUCAGAGGCCCGUGGACUCUUCUUCACUCUGGCCCUGGAGAACAUAGUGAGCAGUGUGGGACCAGAGGGCAACGUCAUGAUAGACCUCUAU
Molecule: messenger RNA, 16699 nt
Organism: Coregonus sp. 'balchen'
Lineage: Eukaryota; Metazoa; Chordata; Actinopteri; Salmoniformes; Salmonidae
Source: the annotation of a GenBank genome assembly